AUGAAUCAACAUAGUCUUAAAUUUAUAGUUAAGAUGUCAAGGAGUGUACAUCUAAGGAAUUUGUAUAGACCAACGGUGUUAGCAUUACCAAUUCAUAAGACUGAAUUAUCAACGUCGUGUAUAAACAAUAAGAAUUUCCUUACGGGAUCAGACAGUUAUGGAUACAAAAAGCCAUCGAUUGUGGAAAACAUUACUGAUAAAGUCAAAUUCUAUUUUCGGAAGCAUAAACUACUAGCUGCAGGCUACUGUCUGUACGAGCGUGUUGCUGAUGAUGUAGACUACACUUCUUUUAUUAAGGAAUUCAAUAUGCCAGACACAUUCAACUCGUGGUUUCUAAUUACCGAACUGCAUGUAUGGAUGAUUAUUGCAAGAUUGAUGGCAGACCCAAGUUAUGGAAGAUAUCUGAGAAAUGUUGUUGUUGAAGCUUUAUGGAAGGACGUUAUCACAAGGUGUAAAAAAUUAGAGUCGGAGCAUACUGCAAUUGUUAAGACGCAAGUAAUGCAAAUGUCUGAGGAGUUUCAAGCUGCAUUAGUUACGUACGAUGAAGGAAUCCUGUCCGAUGACACUGUUCUCGCAAGUGCUGUUUGGAGGCGUAUACUAUCAAGGGAGUGUGAUGUAAGACAGUUAGAAGCUAUGAUAAAAUAUGUCAGGCAGACGGUGUUUUACCUUCAUAAGCUUACCAUUGAAGAUUUAGUAUUCAAAAGGAAUGUUAAAUGGAUCCCAAUAAAUGAAGUGUUUAAAAGUUUACCUCCAUAA
This is a messenger RNA of Nezara viridula (southern green stink bug), 756 nucleotides long. Lineage: Eukaryota; Metazoa; Arthropoda; Insecta; Hemiptera; Pentatomidae. The record is from the annotation of a GenBank genome assembly.